Mesocricetus auratus (golden hamster) is the source of this 2540-nucleotide messenger RNA. It is a transcript of the gene Vit, whose product is annotated as vitrin. NCBI's taxonomy places the organism in Eukaryota, Metazoa, Chordata, Mammalia, Rodentia, Cricetidae. Gene Ontology annotation, biological process: positive regulation of cell-substrate adhesion; extracellular matrix organization. Gene Ontology annotation, cellular component: interstitial matrix. The coding region runs from base 232 to 2157 and encodes 641 amino acids. The record is from RefSeq and is a predicted model, not a curated record. The transcript is spliced from 14 exons.
GUGUGACAAAAUGCACUUUCCAAAGGGCUGAGAGGCAGACAGGAAUGUUUGCUCUGCUUGCCUGAGAAGAGAAAGGUUCCUGGACCUCCUCUUGCUUCUCCUUUAGAAUAAUUUGGAUGGAUUUGUGAUGCAGAAAGGCUUAAAGAAAAAAGGAUAACCAUUCCUUGUGGUGGAAAGUUUAGGGAGAAAAAAACACUGCUUUCUUCAAACAAGGGUACCAUUUUGAUAUUUAUGGGGAUUGCUUUUCCCACCAUGAAGGCAUCUGUUAUUGAAGUCUUGCUCGUUUUGCUGGUAACUGGAAUACUUUCAAAUAAAGAAGUGGCAAAGAAGAUUAAAAGACCCAAAUUCGCUGUGCCUCAGAUCAACUGUGAUAUCAAAGCUGGAAAGAUCAUCAAUCCUGAGUUCAUGGUGAAAUGUCCAGCAGGGUGCCAGGACCCCAGAUACCAUGUUUACGGCACUGGCGUCUAUGCGUCUUACUCCAGCGUGUGUGGCGCUGCGGUUCACAGUGGUGUGCUGGAUAAUUCAGGAGGGAAAAUCCUUGUUCGGAAAGUCGCUGGGCAGUCCGGGUACAAAGGAAGUUACGCUAAUGGUGUUCAGUCUUUAUCGUUGCCAAGAUGGAGAGAAUCCUUCAUCAUCUCAGAGAGUAAACCCCAAAAGGGUGUAACCUACCCGUCGACUCUUACAUAUUCAUCAUCCAAAAAUCCAGCUGCCCAAGCAGGUGAGGCCACAAAAGCCUAUGAGAAACCAUCUAUUUCAGGGACAACCGCACAGCCUGUCACCCUGACACAGGCUCAAGCUAUCUCAGUAGCUGAGGCCACCCACAGAGCCACACCAAAGCCAUUGGCAGCAUCCGUGACCAGCAGCCCCAGAGGGAUGGGAGAGACGGAUGUGUGGAAGCCUGGACUGGUCCUUUUAGACUCAGGGUUUGUGCCAAAACAGGAACUCAGCACGCAGUCUUCAGAGCCAGCGUCCCAGGGAGAUCCAAACUGCAAAGUUGACUUGUCCUUCUUAAUCGACGGGAGCACCAGCAUUGGCAAGCGCCGCUUCCGAGUCCAGAAGCAGUUCUUAGCGGAUGUCGUCCAGGCUCUUGACGUUGGCCCUGCCGGGCCUCUCGUGGGUGUCGUUCAGUAUGGAGACAACCCUGCUACCCAGUUUAACCUCAAAACUCAUGUGAAUUCUCAAGAUCUGAAGGCAGCUAUUGAGAAAAUUACCCAGAGAGGAGGCCUUUCUAAUGUAGGCCGUGCCAUCUCCUUUGUAACCAAGAACUUCUUUUCCAAAGCUAAUGGGAACAGGGGUGGCGCUCCCAAUGUGGCUGUGGUCGUGGUUGAUGGCUGGCCCACAGACAAAGUGGAAGAGGUGUCCCGAGUGGCAAGGGAGUCGGGGAUCAAUGUCUUCUUCAUCACCGUCGAGGGGGCUGCUGAGAGCGAGAAGCAGUAUGUGCCGGAGCCCAACUUCGCCAGCAAGGCUGUGUGCAGAACGAACGGCUUCUACACCUUCAACGUGCAGAGCUGGCUCAGCCUUCACAAGACGGUGCAGCCCCUGGUGAAGCGGAUCUGUGACACAGACCGCCUAGCCUGCAGCAAGACCUGCUUAAACUCUGCCGACAUAGGCUUUGUCAUUGACGGCUCGAGCAGCGUGGGGACAAGCAACUUCCGCACUGUUCUGCAGUUUGUGGCCAACCUCAGCAAGGAGUUUGAGAUUUCAGACACCGACACGCGCAUCGGGGCCGUGCAGUACACCUAUGAGCAGCGGCUGGAAUUCGGGUUCGACAAGUAUAGCAGCAAAAACGACAUCCUCAGUGCCAUCAGGAGGGUGGGGUACUGGAGUGGGGGCACCAGCACCGGGGCUGCCAUCCAGUAUGCCCUCGAACAGCUCUUCAAGAAGUCCAAACCCAACAAGAGGAAGUUAAUGAUCCUGAUCACUGACGGCAGGUCCUACGACGACGUGCGCAUCCCAGCCAUGGCUGCCUACCAGAAGGGGGUGAUCACAUACGCAAUAGGCAUCGCGUGGGCAGCCCAAGACGAGUUGGAGGUGAUCGCCACCCACCCCGCCAGGGACCACGCCUUCUUUGUGGAUGAGUUUGACAACCUCUACAAAUUCGUCCCCAGGAUCAUCCAGAGUAUCUGUACAGAGUUCAACUCCCAGCCUCGGAACUGAGAUCGGAGCAGACGGUUGGUGGCCUGACCGACUCUUGAACUGUCCUCCAUCAUUGUCCCUCUCCCUGGGGCAUAAGAAGUGGGCAGAGCUUGGGCAGGGCUCGGGGAAAUGCUUGUGUUGCUACUGUUCUUUGCUUUAAGUGCUUCCAAGCCUGCCUGUUCAAGGCUGGGCUCAAAGGCUGCUCUGUUUUGCGUGUGAUGAAGACUUCACAUUUUGACAGUUGUACAUAUCCAGAAGACAGCUCUUGUGACAGGUUUGAGCCUUUAUGAGAAGUCUGUUUUUAUUUCUCAUUAGAAAUUAUGUGAUCUUCAAUACAUUUCUUUUUCCUUUUAUUUUUUUAGUCAUGAGAAUGUAGGAGUGGCUUGAAUAAAUGUUUAAAAGAA